GCCUGGUUCGGCGGCUUCAGCGGCAUGCUAUGGGCCGCCUCGCAGGCCGCACCCCUGCGGCGCGUGGUGGUCGCCCGGGACCUGCUGCUGUUCCAGUACCGGCUGCCCGACUCGAUCGCCGGCCUGUCCAGCGGUGGGUUCAUGGCGAACUCGGAGGUGCGAGGCGACGUCCGCGGGGGCUCGGAGCUCGGG
Molecule: messenger RNA, 192 nt
Organism: Prorocentrum cordatum
Lineage: Eukaryota; Dinophyceae; Prorocentrales; Prorocentraceae
Source: the annotation of a GenBank genome assembly